GACCUUGAGAUUUACUGGAUGAGACAGUAGAGAGGAGAUGUAAAGCUGCAGGAGGAGGGAGGUAAGUGCAUAAAAGUAGAGUGCUGCAGAGCAGGAGUCUACAACAACCGCGGCUAUGGGAUCAGGCAGGAGGAUGUGUUGCACUCAGCUCUGGCUGUUGGCCUCACUGGCUUUUCUCUCAUUGACUUCUCUGGCUGAUGAGUCGCCAAUGAAGGUGAUGUCUGCCCCCAACGUGUUGCGGAUAGGAACAGCAGAAAACAUCUUUGUGGAGUGUCAGGACUGCACCGACAGUGACAAUUUCACUGUUGAAAUCAAUGUAUUGACGUUUCCAACCAAAUCCAAAAGGCUGGCAUCCACAUCUGUGAACCUUACCACAGCAAAUAAAUACCAGAACAUCGGAAAAAUUAAUAUCCCCACUGGAGAUUUCAGCAAGGAUCCCAACAGGAAGCAAUAUGUCUACCUGCAAAGUCGGUUCCCUGAUGUAGAACUGGAGAAAGUCGUCUUAGUGUCCUUCCAGUAUGGCUACAUCUUCAUCCAGACCGACAAGACCCUCUACACCCCCAACAGUAAAGUUCACUACAGGAUAUUUGCUCUGACGCCCCGCAUGGACCCCGUGGGGAGGGAUGAUGAAACCAGAGCUGAUGCUUCUAUUGUCAUUGAUUUUAUGACCCCAGAGGGCGUUAUUUUACCAGUGGGUCCAGUCUCAGUGAAAUCAGGGCUCCACUCUGGAGAUUACCAGCUCGGUGAAAUUGUCAGUACCGGACUGUGGAAAGUGGUGGCCAAGUUCCACAGCAAACCACAGCUGACCUACUCUGCAGAGUUUGAGGUCAAAGAAUACGUGCUCCCCAGUUUUGAGGUGAAACUGACGACUGAAGACUCCUUCUUCUACGUGGACAGUGAAGAGCUCACAGUCAACAUCAAAGCUACGUAUCUGUUUGGUAAAGAAGUGGAUGGGUCAGCCUUCGGGGUAUUUGGAAUUAUGCAUGAGGGUCAAAAGAAGACCUUUCCCAGCUCUCUUCAGAGAGUGGGGAUCGAGAACGGUUAUGGAGAGGUCACACUGAAGAGAGAGCACAUCACACAGACUGUUGAAAACAUCCUUGACCUGGUGGGGAGUUCCAUAUUUGUAGCUGUCAGUGUGCUGACGGAGAGCGGUAGCGAAAUGGUGGAGGCAGAGCUGAGAAGUAUCCAGAUUGUCACGUCACCUUACACCAUCCACUUCAAGAGAACGCCCAAAUAUUUCAAACCGGGAAUGUCCUUCGAUGUUGCGAUUGAAGUUGUGAAACCUGACGGCAGUCCGGCACAAGGUAUUGCUGUGGUGAUAGAUGUAGAGGAGGUGCAGGGUGUCACUGCAGCCAAUGGCAUGGCAAGGCUUUCCAUUAAUACAGUGCAAAGUACUGAACCACUGACAAUCACAGCGACGACCAAUGAUCCUCUGAUUUCACCUGAAAGGCAAGCGUCUGCCACCAUGACAGCUCUCCCAUAUAGCACCAAAAGCAACAAUUACAUCAACAUAGGGGUGGAUGUAGCUGAAGUAAAAUUAGGAGACAAUCUGAAGAUCAACCUAAACCUCAACAGGCAGGACAAUGCACAAAAUGACAUCACAUACCUGAUCCUGAGCAGAGGUCAACUGAUAAAACAUGGGCGUUACAGGACAAGUAGCCACAUAGUGAUGUCCAUGAUAGUUCCCAUCACCAAAGAAAUGCUGCCAUCAUUCCGCAUCGUAGCCUACUACCAUACAAAUGACAAUGAAGUGGUAGCAGACUCUGUCUGGGUGGACGUUGUGGACUCCUGCAUGGGUUCGCUGAAGUUGGAAUCAUCGAGACAUGCUCAUUCCUAUGAGCCUCGCAAGAUGUUUGGUCUGAAGGUAACUGGAGAUCCAGGGGCCACAGUGGGACUGGUGGCAGUUGAUAAAGGCGUCUAUGUCCUGAAUAACAAGCACCGCCUCACCCAGAAAAAGGUGUGGGACACUGUAGAAACACAUGACACAGGCUGCACACCAGGCGGAGGGAGGGACGGUAUGGGUGUGUUCUACGAUGCUGGGCUGUUGUUUGAGUCCAACACGGCAUCUGGGACUCCCUCAAGACAAGAAUUGAAAUGUCCAGUUCCCGCCAGGAGAAAACGAGCCACUAACAUAAUGAACAUCACAACCACCUUAGUGAGUCAGUAUGAAGAUGAACUGCAGCGUGACUGUUGUUUGGAUGGCAUGAGGGACACCCCUGUUUCUUACACCUGUGAGAGGCGUAGCGAGUACAUCUCGGACGGUGCAGCCUGCGUCGAGGCCUUCCUGCACUGCUGCAAGGAGAUGGAGAACCAGCGAGCUGAGAAGAGGGAGGGAGACCUCCAGCUGGCUCGCAGUGAGGACGAUGACAACAGUUACAUGGACAGCAAUGAUAUUGCAUCUCGCACCAAGUUCCCUGAAAGUUGGCUGUGGUCGGACAUCAACCUGCCUCCUUGCGCUCAACAUUCACCCAACUGUGAAUCCACAUUUUUGGUGAAAAAUGUUCCUUUGCAAGACUCAAUCACCACCUGGCAGUUCACUGGCAUUAGUCUGUCAAGAACCCAUGGUAUCUGUGUGGCUGAUCCUCUAGAAGUAAUUGUCCAGAAGGAAUUCUUCAUUGAUCUCAGACUGCCGUACACUGCUGUCCGUGGAGAGCAGCUGGAAAUCAAAGCAGUCCUCCACAACCACAGACCUGAUUCUGCCACUGUGCGUGUGGAUCUGAUUGAGGAGGAGCACGUGUGCAGCGCAGCUUCUAAACAUGGGAAAUAUCGUAAGGAGGUCAGAGUUGGGCCCCACACUACACAUUCUGUACCCUUUGUCAUCAUCCCCACGAAGGAGGGACAGUACCGCAUUGAGGUCAAAGCAGCUGUUAAAGACUCGUCACUCAAUGAUGGAAUCAUAAAGGUGCUGCAGGUGGUGCCUGAAGGCUUACUGAUAAAAUGGCCUCAGAUUGUAGCUCUGGAUCCUGCAAAUAAAGGUGUAGAUGGUAGACAGGUGGAAAUUAUCAACAGUAGAAUUCCUAAGAAAGAUUUUCUUCCAAACACACCUAGAAGCACGCAGAUCUCUGUGACAGGAAAAAAGCAGACCAAUGAGUUGAAGAACACCAUCACUGGGACACCAAUGGAUAGUCUGAUCUACCAGCCCUCAGGCUGUGGAGAGGAGAACAUGAUCCACAUGACUCUGCCUGUCAUCGCAGCCACAUAUUUGGACAAGGCCGACCUGUGGGAACCUGUGAACAUUGAUAAACGUGGCCAGGCCUUCCAACACAUCAUCACUGGUUUACAAAAUCAACUUGCCUACCGUAAAAAGGAUGGGUCUUUCGCUGCGUAUUCUGAUCACCAGAGCAGCACCUGGCUGACAGCUUAUGUUGUCAAGGUGUUUGCCAUGGCCAGCCAUCUGGUGGCGGUGGAAAGCGAAGUGGUUUGUGACGCUGUCAAGUUUCUGAUUCUCAGAGCACAGCAACGUGACGGCUCGUUUAGAGAAACUGGAAGGGUGUCCCAUAGAGAGAUGAUCGGUGAUGUUCUUGGCACAGAUUCAGACGCCUCCAUGACAGCCUUCUGCCUCAUUGCCAUGCAGGAGUCACGUACAUUGUGUGACACCACUGUUAAUAGUCUGCCAGGCAGUAUAAACAAAGCAGUGGCCUACCUGGAGAAGCGUCUUUUCAGCCUAAUCAACCCUUACGCUGUUGCCAUGACAUCAUACGCUCUGGCCAAUGAAAAUAAACUGAACCAGGACAUCCUCUACAAGUUUGCUUCUCCAGAGUUGUCCCACUGGCCUGCACCUAAGGGGCGUUUUGUCACACUGGAGGCCACAGGUUACUCUCUUCUGGCUCUGGUCAGGGCCAAGGCUUUUAAAGAUGCCAUACCUGUUGUGAGGUGGUUCAACAAACAGCAGAGAGUGAAUGGAGGCUAUGGAUCAACUCAGGCUACCAUCAUAGUGUAUCAGGCCGUAGCAGAGUACUGGGCCAAUACUAAAGAUCCAGAGUAUGAUCUGAAUGUAGACAUCUUGUUGCCGGGCAGGUCAAAGCCUGACAAGUACAACUUCAACAGGGAUAACCACUAUGCCACAAGAACAUCUAAGAUCAGCAAUGUAAACCAGGAUGUGAGAGUGACUGCCACAGGAGCAGGAGAGGCAACACUGACAAUGGUGUCGCUAUAUUACGCUCUGCCUACAGCGAAGGAGGGCGACUGUCAGAAGUUUAACUUGUCAGUGGAGCUCAUUCCAGAAAAAAUGGAUGAGGAUGAAAAGAUCUACAAGCUGAAGAUAGAGGUUUUGUAUAAGGACAGGCAGCAUGAUGCAACUAUGUCAGUCUUGGAUAUUGGCUUGCUAACGGGCUUCACUGUGAACACGAAAGAUCUGGACUUAAUGUCCAAAGGACGCGCCCGCUCCAUUGCAAGAUAUAAGAUGAACACUGUCGAGUCAGAAAGGGACUCGCUGAUCAUCUACCUGGACAGGGUUUCUCACACACGACCAGAGGAGAUCACCUUUAGGGUCCACCAGAAGCUGAAAGUGGGCGUCUUACAACCAGCAGCUGUGUCUGUCUAUGAAUACAGUAAUCAUCCAUACAGUAAUAAAACACGCUGUGUGAAAUUCUACCAUCCAGAGAGGAGAGCUGGACAGCUACUGAGGCUGUGUAGAAACGAAGAAUGCACAUGUGCUGAAGAGAAUUGCAGUAUGCAGAAGAAAGGCAAUGUUAGCAAUGAUGAGCGCACAGCUAAGGUUUGUGAGACUGAACUGAACAGCAAAACAGAUUUUGUUUACAAAAUGAGACUGGAAGGUCUCACAGAUGGUUUGUCCACUGACAUUUACACAAUGCGGGUACUGGACGUCGUCAAAGAAGGAAGUUCGGAUGUGGGUCCUCGGGGUAAAGUGCGCCCAUUCCUCAGUUAUCCUCACUGCAGAGUUACCUUAGGUUUAGAGAAAGGCAAAACCUACCUCAUCAUGGGUACUUCCAAAGAUAUUUACAUGGACGAACAGAGUCAAUCGUUUCAGUACGUGCUUGGUGAGAAAACCUGGAUUGAGUACUGGCCCUCACAAACAGAGUGUAAAACUGAGGAGUACAAACCUAUCUGCACGGGCAUUGACGAGAUGGCCCAGCAGUACAGACUUUUAGGAUGUCGGCAAUAAUCAAACAGAAGGAAAUAAAUAUGUUGUUUUUAAGUUGUUUUAGUUUUGCAUUAUUCUGUAAUGCUUUAGAUUACAGUCCAUAAGUUACAGUGUAAAUAUUUAGUACACAUGGGCUACUAGUCAAAUACUUAAAGGGUGCAUGAGCUGAGGCAGACAUGUCAGGGUAGAAGGCACAAGGUCAGGGAAUAAGGGGAGAGGACUUACAGAUAAAUUACACUGUAAGCAAAUGUGAUGGUCAGCCCCUCCGGUGACUCUUUUUUGGACGCUUGUUUGGUUUCUUUGUUUUUCUGUUGAGUGUUUUGAAGUUACAUACCUUUUAUAUCAGUUAUGGUGUUACUUCCUGUCUUUGUGACUGUCUGACCAGCCCUGUGUUUAACCUGUUCCCAAUUAUCUCUGUUAUCUCCCUUGUGUAUUUAAGUCUCUGUGUUCCUUUCUCUACUUGUCAGUUAGCUCUUCUGUUUUCCCCCCAGUUUCUGUGGAUUUGCCACCUUUGUUGUUUUGUUCAUGGAAGAGUUCCUUAGUUUCCAUCGAGUUUAUGUUCCUGUCACCAAAAUACCUGGAUUCCAUUCAACCGUCUUGCCCACCUGCAUGAUUGUAUGUUUAUUAAAGAGUUGCUUCAUUUA
Toxotes jaculatrix (banded archerfish) is the source of this 5748-nucleotide messenger RNA. RefSeq names its product complement C3-like. The transcript is spliced from 43 exons. Gene Ontology annotation, cellular component: extracellular region. Gene Ontology annotation, molecular function: protein binding; endopeptidase inhibitor activity. The record is from RefSeq and is a predicted model, not a curated record. Bases 116 to 5125 code for a protein of 1669 amino acids. NCBI's taxonomy places the organism in Eukaryota, Metazoa, Chordata, Actinopteri, Toxotidae.